AUGCAGACGGCGGCGGCCGGGCUCACGGCAAACACGACUCUUCAAUGGUACCGCCGCCUUAAAAAAAUGGGGGGUGACGAAGGGGCGGUAGGCAACCGGUCACGCGCGGGGGGACGACACUUAGGCGCUGAUCAGACCCGCCGAUUCAGCCACGCGACACUCAGCGGCGACGUUGAAAGGGAACCAUGCUAG
Messenger RNA from Aphanomyces astaci, 192 nucleotides. RefSeq lists its product as hypothetical. The record is from RefSeq and is a predicted model, not a curated record. The coding region runs from base 1 to 192 and encodes 63 amino acids. The transcript has 2 exons. Lineage: Eukaryota; Oomycota; Saprolegniomycetes; Saprolegniales; Verrucalvaceae.